Molecule: messenger RNA, 2160 nt
Organism: Meleagris gallopavo (turkey)
Lineage: Eukaryota; Metazoa; Chordata; Aves; Galliformes; Phasianidae
Source: RefSeq, a predicted model, not a curated record
AUGGUAUCCUUCAUUGGCCGAAAUAAUGUUGGUGGUCCAUUGGAAUUAUCUUCACAGAAGAAAUUUGAUGAAAUUAAGAAAGCGAAUCAGGCUGCAGCAAGAAAGCUGGCUGAGGAGCAGUUUAGUUCUUCAUCAGAGGAUGAUGAUGAAGAUGCUGAAAUAAAACAAGGGAAGAUUUUGGCAAAAACAUUCACCAUUUACACCAAUCAAACAGAUGGAGAUGCAAGUGAACUGGAACGUACAAGACAGUACAUGAACGAAGCUUUUCAGUCAGGGGCUAUGACAUGUCUGAUCUGCAUUGCUUCAGUUAAAAGGAACCAAGCUGUCUGGAGCUGUUGUGGAUGUUUCUGUAUAUUUCACCUGGUGUGUAUCCAAAAGUGGGCCAAGGACAGUCUUUUCCUUGUGUCGUCUCCCUUGACAGAUGAUGAUUUUGGGAAGAAGGACUAUCCAUGGCCAUGCCCAAAAUGUAGGUUUGAAUACAAACGGUCUGAAACUCCCAAUAAAUAUUACUGUUACUGUGGAAAAGUAGAGAAUCCAACAGUGGACCCAUGGCUGGUACCUCAUUCCUGUGGUCAAAUAUGUGAGAAGGAAUUCAAACCUCCUUGUGGGCAUAAAUGUUUGCUACUUUGUCAUCCAGGUCCUUGUCCACCUUGCCCAAAGAUGGUCACAACAUCCUGUCACUGCAGGAAAGCUAAACCAGUGCCCCGAAGGUGUAGUGCCAAGGAGUGGUCAUGUCGUCUGCCAUGUGGACGAAUGUUGCUGUGUGGACAACAUACUUGUGAGAAUCCCUGUCACUCAGGAGAUUGUCAGCCUUGUCCACGUGUCAGUAAACAGCGGUGCAUCUGUGGAAGGCAGACAGCAGAAAGGCUUUGUGCAAGUCCUCAGUGGCAGUGUGAGCAGGUGUGUGGAAAAGCUUUACCUUGUGGUAAUCACACAUGUGAACAAGUUUGUCAUGCUGGUCCCUGUGGAGACUGUCCUCGUUCUGGGAAAAGGUCCUGUCCAUGUGGAAAAUCAAAGUUUACGUUGCCUUGCACAGAAGAUGUGCCCACCUGCGGUGAUAGCUGUGACAAAGUUUUAGAAUGUGGCAUCCAUAAAUGUUUGCAGCGCUGUCAUCGAGGUCCCUGUGAAAUAUGCCGACAGGAAGUUGAAAAACAGUGUCGCUGUGGGAAGCACACUAAACGCAUGCCUUGUCAUAAGCCUUAUUUAUGUGAGACAAAGUGUACUAAAAUUCGUGAUUGCCAAAAGCACCAGUGCAGAAGAAAGUGCUGUCCUGGAAACUGUCCACCUUGUGAUCAAGUCUGUGGGCGGACCCUCGGUUGCAGAAAUCACAAAUGUCCUUCAGGCUGCCACAGAGGUAGUUGUAAUCCGUGUCCAGAGACUGUAGAUGUGAAAUGCAAUUGUGGAAAAACUGUAAUUAAAGUGCCCUGUGGUAGAGAGCGCACCAUCAAGCCUCCCAAAUGUAAACAGCUGUGCAGUCGCCCUCCUACCUGUCAUCACCCUACCCAGGAGAAGCACUAUUGUCACUUUGGCCGGUGUCCUCCCUGUCGUCAGUCCUGCCAGAAGACAUUAACGUGCGGUCAUUUGUGCCCUGUUUCCUGCCAUGAUGAAGCACUUGUGAAGCAAACUGGCAUUCAUCAGUUUGCAGGUCCUUGGGAGCAGCCAUCUGAGCCAGCUUUUAUUCAGACUGUGUUACCAUGUCCACCCUGUGAGGUUCCUAUACCCGUGGAGUGUUUUGGACAGCAUGAGGUUAGUCCAUUACCGUGUCACUCUGCAGGUCCCUACUCAUGUAAAAGAUUUUGUGGGCGACUUCUUAGUUGUCAGAAUCACACUUGUAUGAAGGAAUGUCAUCAUGUUACUAAAAUCAACAGUAAUGCAGAUGGAAAGAAGGCAGGUCCAGAAUGUUUGCAAUGUGAAGAGGAGUGUACCAAGCCACGGCCGUUGGGCUGUCCUCACCGAUGUGUUUUACCCUGUCAUCCUGGGGAUUGUCCAUCAUGUCUCCAGAUGCUUAAAAUAAAGUGUCACUGCAAACUGUCAGCACUGUAUAUUGAAUGCUUAAAACUAACGAGUGCAGAUGUAAAAGAAAAAGAUCUUCUUACUUCCUGCAAAAAUCAGUGUCCAAAACAGGUAAGCUCUGUUAACAACUAAAUAUUUGAUUUGGCU